This is a messenger RNA of Didymella exigua CBS 183.55, 2055 nucleotides long. RefSeq names its product F-box/WD repeat-containing protein pof1. The transcript has 5 exons. The coding region runs from base 1 to 2055 and encodes 684 amino acids. Lineage: Eukaryota; Fungi; Ascomycota; Dothideomycetes; Pleosporales; Didymellaceae. The record is from RefSeq and is a predicted model, not a curated record. Gene Ontology annotation, molecular function: protein binding.
AUGGAGCACGAAGACAACUACUUCCCUCCAACGCGCGACGGCCAGCAGAGCGCCGGCUCCCAGAUUGACUCAGACACCGACAUGGCCGCCUCAGCCUCCGCAUCAUCGUCCCGGGCCGCCAUGCUCUCGUCGCCCGUUGCGCGCACCCGCAAGCCCAGCAGACUCUCGCGCUCAGGAGUACCACGCCCCAUAAUUACACCCACAAGUCCAUUGUCCUCUACAAUACCGCACAAUCUGCUGCCCUCUGCACCAGCAUCGCCGCCGACACCAGCCCCGAGUCCAACGCCAACCCAGCGAGCACCGGAUUGGAGCACUGCCGCCGAACAUGAGGACUCACACAUCAAGGCCAUACGAGGGAACUUUGGUGACAUGAGCAGAGCGGAGCGCUUGAGGCUACUAGGCGAACUGCUCAACCUCUGCGACAGCCAAGAGCUCAGCUUCGUUGCCGAGUUUGUAAGCCCGAGGCUGAAAAAGGACCCCUUCCUAGUGCUCCCCACAGAACUGUCGCUCAGGAUCCUCGAAUGCGUAGACGACCCCACCACUCUUGCACGAGCGUCACAGGUCUCCAAGAAGUGGCGAGAACUAGUCAACGACGACAGCGCCUGGAGGUUACUGUGCCAAAAGUACUCUUUCAGACAGCUUCUGCCCCACGAACGCAACGGACCGGACUCGCCGAGUGACGAGAUGGACACAGAACAGCCGUGGGCGCAGGAUGCAGACCGCACAUCGAGGGCAGACGACACACCUACGAACAAGCAUCUGGAAGUAGGGUCGCCGAGUGCAGCAACUGGGGAGCUUCGAACGCGGAGCCUGGAUCGUGAUGCGAAGAGGAUUACGUCACUGCGGAAGUUAAAAGCCAUCACAUAUCGAUCGCACUUUAAGCAGAGGUACAUGGUCGAAACAGCAUGGCGCAACGGUGGUGUGUGCGACGCACGACAGAUCACACCAGAUCAGGGUGUAGUGACGAGUCUGCACUUGACGAAGAAGUACAUCGUAGUGGCGCUCGACAACGCAAAGAUCCACGUUUUCGACACAGUUGGCGACCACCAGAAGACAUUGCAAGGACACGUUAUGGGCGUGUGGGCAAUGGUACCCUGGGGCGAUCUGCUGGUCAGUGGUGGCUGCGACCGCGAUGUACGAGUGUGGAAUCUGGCUACAGGGUACCCACAGUUCACCCUCCGCGGACACACCUCGACAGUACGAUGCCUGAAGAUGUCAGAUGCCAACACUGCAAUCUCCGGCUCGCGAGACACUACACUGCGAAUCUGGGAUCUGAAGAAGGGCAUUUGCAAGCAUGUUCUGGUGGGUCACCAAGCCAGCGUCAGGUGUCUGGAGAUCCACGGCGACAUCGUUGUGUCCGGCAGCUACGACACCACGGCGAAGAUAUGGAGCAUUUCUGAGGGCAAGUGCCUGCGCACACUUACAGGCCACUUCAGCCAGAUCUACGCAAUCGCUUUCGACGGCAAGAAAAUCGCAACAGGCAGUCUGGACACAAGUGUCCGAAUUUGGGACCCAAAUGACGGUAAAUGCUUGGCAGUACUACAAGGCCACACUUCGCUCGUUGGACAGCUCCAGAUGCGCGACGAUAUUCUUGUGACCGGUGGAUCAGAUGGCUCGGUUCGAGUCUGGAGUCUUGCAACCUACCAGGCGAUUCACAGGCUAGCGGCGCAUGACAACAGUGUCACCAGCCUGCAGUUCGAUAACACCAGAAUUGUCAGCGGUGGCAGCGAUGGGCGAGUCAAGGUCUGGGAUUUAAAGAAGGGCACACUUGUUCGAGAACUUAGCACACCUGCAGAAGCAGUCUGGAGAGUUGUGUUCGAGGAAGAGAAAGCUGUCAUCAUGGCCAGCAGGGGCGGGCGCACAAUCAUGGAGGUCUGGGACUUCUCUCCACCACCAGACCAGGACUACGAUACUCCACGCUCCGGAAGUCCAGCAAGCAUGCCUGACCAUUUUGACAUCGAGCACCCUCGCCCACAGUCCGCCGUUCUUCCACGCACAACACCGCUUGUUCAAGAGGUUGAUGAUGCCACUGACGUCACAAUGGCUGACGCGUGA